Messenger RNA from Pistacia vera, 1050 nucleotides. RefSeq names its product clathrin light chain 2-like. Gene Ontology annotation, biological process: clathrin-dependent endocytosis; clathrin coat assembly; intracellular protein transport. The record is from RefSeq and is a predicted model, not a curated record. The coding region runs from base 36 to 821 and encodes 261 amino acids. Gene Ontology annotation, molecular function: clathrin heavy chain binding; structural molecule activity. The transcript has 3 exons. Gene Ontology annotation, cellular component: clathrin coat of coated pit; clathrin coat of trans-Golgi network vesicle; plasma membrane. NCBI's taxonomy places the organism in Eukaryota, Viridiplantae, Streptophyta, Magnoliopsida, Sapindales, Anacardiaceae.
GAGAAAGAUCAGAGUAAAACCAUACGCAAAAACCAAUGUCAAAUUUCGACGAUUCGUUUGACUCGGUCCCUGUCGCGGAGUCAACUGAUCCCUUUCAUGACGAAGGUUAUCAAGGCUAUGACUCCCAUCGUGCUGACUCGGCCGUUGAUUCGCCGGUCUUCAAUAACAAUAAGUCGUCUUUAGACGCUGGAGACGACGUGUUCGAAUCGCAGCAGUCGAUCUACGGCGAGUAUGCGAACGGUGAUUCUGACGGGCCGGUUUUGCCGCCUCCGUCCGACAUGACACCGGAGGAGGGCUUCGCGCUCAGAGAAUGGAGAAGGGAGAAUGCAAUUCGAUUGGAGGAGAAGGAGAAGAGAGAGAAAGAGAUGUUGAACCAAAUACUUGAAGAAGCAGAUGAAUACAAAGUUGAAUUCUACAGGAAGAGGGUUGUGACUUGUGAAAAUAAAAAAGAAACUAACAGGGAAAGAGAGAAGUUAUUUGUGGCCAACCAGCAGAAGUUUCAUGCUGAAGCUGAUAAGAAUUACUGGAAAGCAAUUGCAGAGCUUAUUCCUAAUGAAGUGCCAGCUAUAGAGAAGAAGAAAGCAAAGAAGGAUCAGGAAAAGAAGCCUGGCAUUGUUGUGAUCCAAGGUCCAAAACCUGGGAAACCAACUGACCUCUCAAGGAUGCGGCAUAUACUCAUAAGAUUGAAGCACAAUACCCCUGCCCACCUGAAGCCUUCACCGCCAGCACCUGCCCCUGUCAAGGACGCUAAAACUUCUCAGGCUUCUGCUUCGACUGCUCCCUCCCAGGCUGCAGCUGCUGAGGUUGUGGCUGCUGCUUGAUAGUUUUGUUGUGGCCUUAUUUGUUGGCUUUUAGAAGUCAAAAGGAUAUGUAAGAGUAGUUUACUAGACUGUUGUGUAGUUAAGUUAAAGCCCUUCGAACCUCAUGGAUUUGGUAUCUCAGUUUAUGGGACUUCAUAUUUGUGUUCAUUUAUGUAAAAAAACUUGUUGACUUAAACAAGGUGUAUUUCUCAACUUAAUUAUAAAAUCCAUCUACUUUAUGGUGAUAUUC